AUGGCGUUUCUCGAUUCCGGCCCCGUGCCACGCGAUGGUUAUGACGACCGUGCCCCGUGCGUCGGCAAAUUUCCCCAUUGCGGCGAUAGAGAGACCUACGGCCCGGAACCCGACGGGGACACUGUCAAGUUCUUACCGGACAAUCCUGCCUGGGUUCAGGGCCUACCCUGGGUGUCUGGCGUCCCGCCGAAAAUCAACAGUCGCGGAAUCUCAGUACGCCUCGAGGCCAUCGAUGCCCUUGAGACGCACUACCAGGACAAGCAUGGCAAGAACAAGCUCCAGGAGCUCCAUUUAGCCAAUGCGGCCCGCGACGAGCUGCUGAGCCAGCUCGGAUUCACCAAUGUGAAGUUCUUGGACAACUCGCCCAACAAGGUCGCCUCCGCGAACCACGACAGCUUGCCUGGGUAUUGGCCCGGCGCAGAUGGGUCGACUCUCACCGUCGACGAGGCGGUUGUGGAUAGAUCGGUCAACGCGAAGCUACUUGCCAACGGGCUCGCAUACCCAGCCUUCUAUGGUACCUUGCCGGCCGCGUUGCGUGAGCAUCUUGCGACCAAGUCGGGAGCGGCCCGGACGGCUCAGAGGGGACUGUGGCCGCGGUCGACCGCCGAUAAGGAGACAGCCGCGGAGGAGGUCAGCCCCACGAACCUGCAAAGCUUCGUCAUAUGGCCGAAGCUGUUCCGCCGAGUUGUGGAAUAUUUCGCCGAUGGAAAUGACGACUUUGACAAUUUCAACGCUUGGCUGCUCCGCGACGCUCGACGUGCUGAUGAAGCCGAACGUGAACGACGCGAUGAGAAGCGACGUGCUGAUGAAGCCGAGAAACGACAAGAAGAGGCUGAACUGUUGACGCGACGGACAACUUUGGACGAAUACAUUGCCGCAACUCAUGACCUCGUAGCCAGCCACUUCGCCGUCGAGACCGACAAGGAGCUCACCUCGAAAGGGCCCAUCACAAACCCGCUCAACAAGCUGUGUCUAAAGAACCUACGCCCAUGGCCCGACUUUCUCGAGCAGCAGCGAACCACUCUAGGGGCCCUUUACGGCACCUUCCCGGUCUCUGAUCGGCGUUUCGAAUAUCGGGGCUUUUUGACGAGCCUCGGCCAGCGAAUUGCCAAGCGACCGAUAUCUUGCGAAAAGACGCUCGAAUAUUUCCUGCACAACAGCGUCGAAGAUCCAGUGCGAGAGAUUUUCGAUCAAUUGCGGGAUGUGGACCAAGUGCGGCACGACGAUGUUGCGGAGGAGGUUGUCGACCGGCAGGCCUCAUCGAUACCGCCACAGACGCCCGAUCAAGGGAAACAUCCGGGACGCAUCCGCCCCAAUCAGUCAUGCGUAUACCAGUUUGACGACGAGCUCUCCACACGGCGUACCAUGCUGUAUGUGUCCAAAUACAAGGCCCCGCACAAGCUGACCGCUCCAUACCUGCGUGUCGGUCUGCAUCCCAUGGAUAUCUUCAAAGACGUGACUGGCGAGAACCCGGCACACUCUUGUACCCAUCUAGCAGAGCCCGCUUUUGAGGUGGCAGCGCAAUCGGGGGAACACCACGCUUGCACCGCAGUUGGCCAGUACCUGGCAUUCAGCCUGAUGGCUCUCGGCCCGCCAGGGAACCCACCCAAUGUUCGAUCGCAGGAUGAGCGGCAGCGUGUAAUCUUGGGGCUGAGGCGAUGGGCGGAGGACUUUGAGACGACAUUGCGAUCUAUUCCCCGAGACGAGCGAUACGCUCCGAGCAGCUCAAGCUCCGGCUCGCUGUAUGCGCCGACGACUUAUGCAGGCAUCAGCCGGUCACCGCGCGUGCCUCGAACAAGACCCAAACGUUGGGCUCAGGAAGAGGACUGUCCAGAUGUGCAGCCAAGAUUUAGGGACCGGGACGACGAGUCUUCGUCGGAUGAGUCCUUGCCUCCGAUGCCGGACACGCCGACACAGUAG
Truncatella angustata is the source of this 1920-nucleotide messenger RNA. RefSeq lists its product as uncharacterized. Lineage: Eukaryota; Fungi; Ascomycota; Sordariomycetes; Amphisphaeriales; Sporocadaceae. The transcript has 6 exons. The record is from RefSeq and is a predicted model, not a curated record. Bases 1 to 1920 code for a protein of 639 amino acids.